Messenger RNA from Microstroma glucosiphilum, 439 nucleotides. RefSeq names its product protein translocase SEC6. Gene Ontology annotation, molecular function: transmembrane protein transporter activity. The record is from RefSeq and is a predicted model, not a curated record. Gene Ontology annotation, cellular component: Ssh1 translocon complex; membrane. The coding region runs from base 1 to 213 and encodes 70 amino acids. NCBI's taxonomy places the organism in Eukaryota, Fungi, Basidiomycota, Exobasidiomycetes, Microstromatales, Microstromataceae. Gene Ontology annotation, biological process: protein targeting; post-translational protein targeting to membrane, translocation. The transcript has 3 exons.
AUGGCAGACACCAUCAAGGAGUUCAUCGAGAUUCCGCAGAGCUUCGUCAAGGAGGGAACUCAGUUCAUGACUAGGUGUACAAAGCCAUCACAAAAGGAGUUCAUUCAGAUCUGCAGGAUGGUGGGCAUGGGCUUCGCAGUGAUGGGUUUCAUCGGCUACUUUGUCAAGUUGAUUCACAUUCCGAUUAACAACAUCCUCGUCGGUGGAGCAUAGAACAUUUUGUCACUCAUACGUAUUCAAUGCAUAUGCGGCGUAUAUCCCUACUGGUACUCGGAGUGACCAAGUCGAAUGUCUGAUGUUUGAAAAUGUGGGCUGUUGGUAUAGUAUGGCUGAAGUACAGUGAAAUUCUGAACCUGGGAACUACGAAGAGAGGGACCUCUGACUAUGCAGAGCGAAGCAAGCAAUCAGCUCCAUCGUCUGCUCGUCUCUUUCUGCUGCC